AGUUGUCGUCUUCCGGGUGGAGGAUGGCAGAUGCAGCAAAAUAUCAGAGAUUAGCCAGCGAAUACGCUAAGUUGAAGGCACAAUUCCCUGUGUUGAAGAAAGCAUAUAUAGAUGAACAAACAGCCUGUAGUGAAGUAAAGGAUCAGCUUAAGGAAAAAGAGCUAGCAGUCAGGAAAUUUGAACAGGAAAUUGACAGUUUGACCUUCAGAAAUCAGCAGUUAUCCAAACGUGUAUUACUGCUACAAGAUGAAUUAGAUGAUGCUCAGUCACACAAGAAAAAGGGGAAGAACAAACAUUCAGAUGCUAGCCACACUCCAUCCUCAAUAUCAGCUGGAGUAUUCAAUGAAGAACUUCAAAGGAAGAUUGAAGAAAAUGCUAAGCUUAGUCAACAGGUAGAUGAAAGUACUCGUAUGUAUCAGGGAAGGAUAGAAGAACUUGAGGCCAAAGUGAAGGAAUAUGAAGACAAAUUUAAUCAGCAUCAGGAAGUAAAUGAUGUGAAUAAAGAGAAGAAUAAAGUAUUGAUAGAGAGACUGCAGGAAGAGAAAGCCAUGAUUGAGGUUAAACUUCAAACAUUGGAAACAGAUACUAAAAAGUACAGAUCUCGGGCAGAUAAAGCAGAAGAAAGUUUGUCAGAUGUUCAGUGUCAGCUACAGAAACAGUUAGAUACUGCCAACAAAAUAAUAUCAGAUAAACUUCCUUUUAUAGAUACAAAAAACAGAGAAUUAAAUGGUUUAAAUUUACCCACCCAUGAUAGAAAACACCAGCUACGAGCCAGAGAAUUAGUUAGUCAGACAGCUAACCAUCUGACAGAUAUGGUCCAAGCCUUGUCUAACUUCUUUACAUACUCAGAACAGAGAUCUAAGAUUUACCCAGCAGAAUGUAUUAAUGAACCAAUGAGUCCUGUUAAUAUACAGUAUUGUAAAUAUCUCCAUGAAAAUUUGCAAUAUUUACGUCCACUAGAACAGUCUUUUAAAGUUUUCCUCAGUACUCUCAAUGAAGACACAUUAACAACACUGGAGACAGCAACUGACCUGCAGAUAUUUUCCAAAAAAUUUAACACUUGUAUAGAAUAUUUUAAUAAAUUAUUGCCAUACCAGUUAUUAAGUAUCGAAGAAGAAUGUGCUGUGUCGUCUUGUACAUCAACAUUAGAAACCAAAAACAGAGACCUUCAUAAAUCAUUUAAACAUUUAAAUCAAGUCUUCAAUAAACUACAGUCUUAUAUCAGCCUUCUUGCCUCACAAAGUUCUAAGUCAUGUCCACAUCCAAAAAUAAAUCAUCCCAGAUUCUUCACUUUACUCUGUCAAGUAUUAAAAGAUUUAGACCGUGCAGUCAGAGAAGUAUCCAAGCAUUAUAAUUCUAAAGUAUCCCUAGAACACCAGUUGCCUACAGCCUCACAGAAACUCAAAACUACAGAUGAAUGUGUUGUGUCUUCAUUAAUAUCUUUAGUCACAUGUACAAGUAAAUUAUCAUCGUUCCUGUCGGGUAAUAUAGAUUUCUUCGGUCAGACUGGUGGAUACAGGACACGGGGUAGUAGUAUUGGUAAUGACCCCAUGAUGGAAGGACCCAGGUCUAAUCCAGCCACUGUACAGUUUAGACAAAAAGCUGCCAACUAUUUAGGCUUAUUAACAAUACCAUGUCCAGAUUCAGUUCCACACAAAACAGCAGUUCAGAAUAGAAAAACUCUUCUCAGUUCAGCAGAAAGUAAAGAGGGACUCUCUAAACAGUUAACAACUUUCCAGCAGAGAGUGGGACGACUGGAACAAGACAAAGAACACUACAUGUUAGAGCUACAACUUUUACAAAUAAAAUAUGACAAUGAAAUCCAGAAAGUGAAAAAGAUAGAAAAAGAAUUGCAAGAAAUAAAGCGCAGAUCUCAAAGAACUGAUUCUAUUGAAGAUAACAUUACAAUUGUUAUGCCAAGUGCCUCAACCAGUGAAACUCAGUCCAAGCCUUCAGUGCUAACCAGCCAAAUUGGUAAACUAGAAGCUAUAUCCUCACCAGGAACAGACGCUGACACUAGGGAAAGUCUGAUUAAAAACCAUUUUACACAUCGUAUAAAUGAACUGACAUUGCAGCUACAGGAAGCAGAUAGCAAAUCUGUUAGCUUUCACUCUGAGGUAAGAGCCUUACACAAACAGUUACAGAUAUCAGAUAAAACCAAGUAUAGAGCUGAGGAUGAACUUAAAGAUACAGCACAAAGUCUGGCUCAACUCAAAGAUGAAUAUCAGACGACUACUAAGAGUUAUGAAGGACAGUUAAGUAUGAUGAGUGAACAUUUAGCAGGACUGAACGAAAAACUAACACAACAAAAAGAUGAAAUUGAUGAACUAAGAGCACAAGCAUCUUCCAAGAGUGGUAAAAAGUUCAGAAGAUAACAGUUACAAAGACAUUAGUGUUUAAAGUUGAAUUUUGAUUUGAUACUGGUGAUAAAAAACAGAAACUUCAUUGUUCUGCCUCAAUUGUUGUGUCUACUGUGAUGGACUGCUCACUAUUUACUGAAAGUACAGCAAUUAUGGAAGUUUAAAGUUAUGAUAUUCUGAGCAGUUAUGGUAUACAAGAAGCAAUAUUUAUGUUUAAUAAACAAAAACUGUUGAAAAACAAUUAAUUUGUAACUAGUAAACAGCUACACAUUUACAACUUUGAUGCAAUGACACUUCAACUUUUGGCAAAUUGUUAGCUUGAAACUUUUCUUCCAAAAAAUACCUUGGAUUCAUGUAUUUUUCUGUGGUACCAAUUAUCUUUGAUUAAGGAAAAAUUGUAGCUUCUUAAUAAAAAAAAAUUGUGGUAUCAAUUAUUUCUCCACGAAAAUCUGCAGGGAAAUUUCCAUUAUACAAUGUACUAUCUAAAUUCAAAAUACAAAUUUUUAUUUUCAUGCAACAACUAGCUUGUUUAAAAAUAUUUUCCCAAAAAGUGGAAUUUACUACAGCGUUUUCUCUGAAGAAGUAAUAGAGAAAAUCAUCAACUUCAGUAUACAUAAAUAUAUUUUAAGAUGUGAUAUUUCCGUGUUUAUAUUGUAUGGGGGAGUGUGCACCAGGGAGAAUUGUAACAAAAAUUUCCUGUAAAUAUCAUAUUAAUUAUAUAUACAUAAUCUCCACAAACUUUAUAUAUAUCUUGCCUAACUGCACAACAAUAUUUGAUAUUAUAUAAGGACAAUUAGUCUUUACACAUGUAAUGAUUUGAAAAUGAAAUUUAUAUACUUAUAAUAUUCCAUAAAAGACCUAGUCCAAAUAAACUCAUCAUAGAUACAAUAGCUUUAUGAAUGCAAUUGAUUGUAAAAAAAAUCAUUUCUGUAAUUUCAGAAAUUUUUGUGUGCAUUUGUUAUUGUGAUUUUGUCAUUUUAGACUUACAAUAUUAAGAAAAUUCCUGUUUAAAUUCAUAUAAAGUAUUUCAAAAUGCGAGUUUGAAUUCAUGAGUUUACAACACUGUCUCAUUUUCCAAAAUAAUAAAAACCUUGCAAUAAUUUUUGAAAUUACAGUAAUUGAUUUUCAUGAUUACAAUUUUAGAUUGCUUUGUAGGUCUUUUUCUUAAUUCAUGGCUUAAAUUUACUCAGAGUUCCGUUCAAUGCUCAAUCUCUUCUGCAUUCCUAAGACCCUCAAGAAAAUUUUAAAUUCCAUUUGAUUCAUUUAAUAUUGAUCAAAUGAAAAUGUCUUUUGCAGAAUUCUAAUCAUUCAUCUGGAUCACCAGAAAUAUAAUGGUGGACUUAAUUUUUUUUUUAACUUUCUGUGACAAAAAGAUAUAUUAUAUUUUUAUCAUUCAUAUUUGCUUGUUAUCGUCAUUAAUAUAACUAUCUCUGUAAGAUUAAGUUCCAUUCUGUAUGUAGGUAUUAGGUUUUUAUCAUAAUGCAGACCAUCAUGCAAAUCUUUAUUGCUUAGAUAUAUUGAUUAUUUACCCCCCAAAAAGAAGGGGAGACAAUUCCCGGAUUGCAACAUUUAUUAAUUGUCCAUCAUUAAAAUGGUUGCCAAUAAAAGAGAUUUAUGAUAACAUAUCAAGUAAAUGGCAUUAAACAUUUAAUAAUAGAUAUAUACAAUAAAUAUGCAUUUUAACAUUUUGUGCAAUAUGAUAAUAUAAAUAGGGAAGUGAAUGAUCAUUCAAUUUAUAAUUUUUUAUUAUUUUUUUUAUAUUAGGUAUCAGGCACUCUUUGAAUUACUGGAUCUGUGAGUUGUCUUUAAAUAUCAGGAAAAACUUUAUGUUGCUUGAAAAGCAUUGAAUUAAUUGGUUUCUGUCUAACGUUUUUGAAUAAAGGUACCUUUUGAAAAAUUAAACAAGAUAGAAUUACUACAUGAUGUAAAUGAUACACAUUUAAUGGCAUUAUUUGGUGCUUUUAACAUUUUCUUUGUUUUUAAAUUAAAUUAAUUGAUUUGAUCUUUAAUGUUUAAGGUAAACCAAAACAAAUUCUUUUGAUUUUUUCUGCAAUAGUGUGAGAUCAGAUUUUGUAAGGGGAAUUGUUGUUUGCUAUACAACAAGGCACUUAAUACCUCAGAAUAAUCAAAAUGCGUUUUAAAUAUUUUAAGAAAUGAUUUGGUUAUGUAUCUGUGUUUGACUAUGUAUCUGUGUAGCUCCCUUCUACAAAUUUACUAGAUAUAUAUAUAAAAGUAAGAGUAGAAAUUUUGUGCAAGAAUAGUGCAAUUAAAUUGUAUGU
Messenger RNA from Mytilus trossulus (common blue mussel), 4639 nucleotides. RefSeq names its product protein phosphatase 1 regulatory subunit 21-like. The record is from RefSeq and is a predicted model, not a curated record. NCBI's taxonomy places the organism in Eukaryota, Metazoa, Mollusca, Bivalvia, Mytilida, Mytilidae. The coding region runs from base 24 to 2375 and encodes 783 amino acids. Gene Ontology annotation, cellular component: membrane; early endosome. The transcript is spliced from 21 exons.